AGCAGUUUAGAAUUCACUCAAUCCUAUCCACUGGGGCCAGUAGCCUUGGGACAUUAGGUUUGCUUGACAUCAAACAGAGUGAAAAGGCAACUCACAGAAUGAGAGGAAAUAUUUACAGAAUAUAUAUCUUAUGAGCGGUUAAUAUCCAGAAUAUAAAAAGAACUCUUACAACAACAGCAAAGAAAAUCAAUCCAUAUUAAAAAAUGCGCAGGGCCUUUUUCAGCCAUCUUGGACCCUGUGGAGGCCUGCUGGGAACAGGACUUCUAAAAUGACAAAUAUGUCUGGAAGGCUGUGGUCCAAGGCCAUUUUUGCUGGCUAUAAGCGGGAUCUAUGGAACCAGAGGGAGCACACAGCUCUUCUGAAAAUGGAAGGUGUAUAUGCUCGAGAUGAAACUGAAUUCUAUCUAGUCAAGAGAUGUGCUUACGUGUACAAAGCAAAGAACAACACAGUAACUCCUGGUGGAAAACCUAACAAAACCAGAGUAAUCUGGGAAAAGAUAACUCGUGCUCAUGGAAACAGUGGCAUGGUUUGUGCCAAAUUCCAAAGCAACCUUCCUGCUAAGGCCAUUGGACACAGAAUCCAUGUGAUGCUGUACCCUUCAAGGAUUUAAACUUACUGAAAAGUAAAUAAAUAAAAGUGUGGAUUAAAAAAAAAAA
Orcinus orca (killer whale) is the source of this 656-nucleotide messenger RNA. Its product is annotated as 60S ribosomal protein L35a-like. The record is from RefSeq and is a predicted model, not a curated record. Gene Ontology annotation, molecular function: structural constituent of ribosome. Gene Ontology annotation, cellular component: ribosome; cytosolic large ribosomal subunit. Gene Ontology annotation, biological process: ribosomal large subunit biogenesis; cytoplasmic translation. Lineage: Eukaryota; Metazoa; Chordata; Mammalia; Artiodactyla; Delphinidae. The coding region runs from base 269 to 610 and encodes 113 amino acids. The transcript has a single exon.